Messenger RNA from Ostrinia furnacalis (Asian corn borer), 990 nucleotides. RefSeq names its product DNA polymerase zeta subunit 2. The record is from RefSeq and is a predicted model, not a curated record. The coding region runs from base 129 to 707 and encodes 192 amino acids. The transcript has a single exon. NCBI's taxonomy places the organism in Eukaryota, Metazoa, Arthropoda, Insecta, Lepidoptera, Crambidae. Gene Ontology annotation, cellular component: zeta DNA polymerase complex.
AAACAAUGUGAAAACCAAAGUGAAAACAACCACAAAAACAAACUGUGUGUUGAGUGUAAAAUUUUUGGAUUGGAAAUUAAUUUCGUAUAGGUAGAACGGUAGAAGUUAUUACGUGCUCUGUGGGCAAAAUGGACCCUUGCUUUCAAGAUAUAACUGUGGAAUUCCUAGCGGUUGCAUUUCAUAGCAUACUUUAUUACACUUCAGUGUACCCACAAAGCGUUUUUGAAACUAGAAAAAAGUACAAUGUGGUUGUUUACAGUUGCAUUCAUCCUGAAAUAAGGCAAUAUAUUGAUUUGUGUUUAAAAAGCAUCCGGGAAUGUCUAAAGAAUGGUCAACUAAGUCGAGUGGUAUUUGCAAUCACCGACGCUGACUACGCGGCUGUUAUGAAGUUCGUAUUUGAUGUGCACAGAACUGAAGACUAUGACGAGACAUCAGACGCGUAUUUAAUCCAAGCCGAGCAGAAUUUACGAGCUUUUUGCCUCUGUUUAGCCAAAUGUGAUACAUACAAAACUUUACCGGAAGAUGCUAGUUUUACUAUUCAUAUCCACACAAAUGAAGCUAUGGCGGUUUCCAUGGCACUCGAUCCAGUAUUUGAAGAUUUUCCUUUGGUGGAAGUAAAUGGGAAGAGGAAAGACAUGGACAAUAUCAUCCCACUUAGGAGUUUUCCAAUAAGAAACUAUAGGUUAGAAAGUUAUGUGGAAAUAUGAAACACCAGUGUAUUAAAACUGGGCAGGAUAUGCAUAAUGUGUUGCAUAUUCUGGGGCCACCUUAUCAGAAGAUGAGGCAUAGGUACCCUAAAAAAUAACUUUCGAGCUCCGUCACAUGUCUGGCAUUAUGGGAAAUUGGGCAAAGCCUUCAACUACCUGUCUCUGCCGGUGCCUGUUAGGCCAUACCUGCAGCCUCCUCAACCACAGUAGAUUUACAUUAAAUAUAGCUUUUAUAUAGAAUACUGUGAUAUUUACUAAGAAUUAUUUAAUAAAUUAUGCCAUU